Adelges cooleyi (spruce gall adelgid) is the source of this 576-nucleotide messenger RNA. RefSeq lists its product as uncharacterized. The record is from RefSeq and is a predicted model, not a curated record. The coding region runs from base 61 to 576 and encodes 171 amino acids. Lineage: Eukaryota; Metazoa; Arthropoda; Insecta; Hemiptera; Adelgidae. The transcript has 4 exons.
UAUUAUUUAAAGUACUAGAUUACGUUUUUAUUAGUUUUGUUAAAAAACAAUUAAUAUAAUAUGCAUUUCAAGAACGCCCUUACUGUCUGCGCGGUGUAUAUCCUAACGUCGGCAUGGAGCAUAGAAUUGGACAGUGCUCAAUUGAUAAAGUUGAAUAAACUAUUUGAAGAUCACAAAAUGUCUACCAACGAAAUUAGCGAGAAGACAAUCGCAAAAGUCGUGGAAAAAACGUUUCGAACGGAAUGGAAACCACUUCUAGUUGAUUUUGAAUACGAGAAAAAUCAGUUCGAUUCUACUAAUUUAUAUAAUUUAUUGAGGGCGUUGGGGCAAGGUAACAUCAAAAACUCCAAAGAUAUCAAGGCUGACGGACUCACGCCUUUUGAACUGGACUUUUUCUUGGAGGAGUUCGACACAUGCCUCGAAUCUUAUGAACAUCCAAAGUAUAUUAAUUUUCAACAGCUUUCGGAAUCAUUCAAAUAUUGGAAAACGAUGAAAGAUGCUUUGAACCGAAAAAUAGAUGAAUAUAAAAUCGAAUACGGCGGUAAUACUCAUAUGCCGAGGAGGCGUUUUACUUAA